Messenger RNA from Sesamum indicum (sesame), 673 nucleotides. Its product is annotated as tropomyosin. Lineage: Eukaryota; Viridiplantae; Streptophyta; Magnoliopsida; Lamiales; Pedaliaceae. The record is from RefSeq and is a predicted model, not a curated record.
AAUUGCGUGGAGCCAAAAGAGUAGAAAAGACAAUGGAGGAGAGAGAGAAAGAGAAGGGGAAAGUGAGCGAGAGAUGGACGGCAGCCAUCGCCAAUUUGACGGAAAUGUCGUCGAAUCUCGACUCUUUACAGAAGCUGCUGAUUAAGAAAUCCGUUUACGUUGACGAUGAAACCUUCGCCAAAGCAUCCCUUAGCUCCGAACAAGCUCGCACCAUCAAGGUUCUUGAGCAAAGGGUUGAGACUUUAGAACGAGAACUUGAUGCUGCCAUAUCGGGUGCUGCCCAUGCUCGGACUGAAAAACGUCAGGCUGAGGCACUACAGAAAGCCGCUGAACUGCAAGCCCAGGAAAUUUUAAAAGAACUUGAAAACACAUCGAAAGUAUUUGAUCUCCACAUGGAAGAGCUGCGUGCAAAGCAAGAGGAGAUUUCUAAGCGGGACAAAGAGAUAAAGCUUCUUGAAGCUAUAAUACAAACACUUGGUGGCAGAGAAUCACUCCCUGCAUAAGCCUAAAUUCCUCUCCUGGAAGUCUGUUUUGUAUAGAUAAUGGGGCAAUCUGUGCAGAAAUUAUGCAUUCUUGAUGUCACAAUUCUCAGUUGAGCCUACUUGAGCUCGACCUCUGAAUUAAAUAUGUACAUUUCAAAUUAUAUUAGUGUGACGAGUCCUUUUCCCAUUUA